Molecule: messenger RNA, 1183 nt
Organism: Paraglomus occultum
Lineage: Eukaryota; Fungi; Glomeromycota; Glomeromycetes; Paraglomerales; Paraglomeraceae
Source: the annotation of a GenBank genome assembly
AUGACCACUGGUUCAGCUCAACAAAUAAAUGACAUUAAUACCCCGACGAUAACAUCUCCAUCCAUACCCGACUUUACCGUCACUUCUACUCUUGAUGAUGAUGCCAUAGCUACGGUUGCAACAAUCGCAAAUCCACCAGAAGAAACUCCUUACGCGACCGAUACGGAAACGACAACAGAUACUUCCAGCACAGAUACUUUCAACACAGAUGCUUCCAGUACAGAUACUUCCAGUACAGAUACUUCCAGUACAGAUACCCCUACCACCACAACAAGUUCUCCCAGUCCAACGGGUCAAAUUCAAUCCAGUAUUACAGAGGAGCAACUUCUGUUUGAUGAGCAUAACCAUUACGUGGUGGUUAUGAACCGCACCACGGGAACGGAUUACAACAAACAUUGGAAAUGGUUGAAAAAGCUUUCCGAUGAUGUAGAUGAAUUGUCGCAUGUGAGCAGCAACGUUAGUAAAAUCGGUAACUUUGCUUGGUAUACUGGUGCUUUCGACAGAAAGGCUUUGCAGACUAUAAACGAUAGCGAUGUCGUGAGUUAUAUCGUGCCAGAUGCAAAUUUUAGUACAUACGACAAAAUGCAGAUAUCUCCGCCUAGUUGGGGCUUAAAACGUAUAGAUCAAAGAACACUUCCACUCGACAAUCAUUACAUCUACCCAGAUUCAGCCGGCGAGGGCGUGACAAUAUACGUUCUUGAUACCGGGGUCAACCUCAAUCAUGCCGAUUUCGAAGGGCGCGCAACAUUCGGUGCUUCGUUCGUUGGCGAUCCCUCAGAUAAGACCGAUCCUAAUGGUCAUGGAACAUUUGUUGCUGGCGUCGCAGCUGGCAAAUUAUUUGGGGUGGCCAAGAAAGCGCGUAUUGUUUCGGUCAGAGCAUUAGAGGCCGACGGAUCAGGCAAAUUGAGUAUUAUCUUGAAAGCGAUUGAAUGGAUCGUAAAACAGCAGGGUACAUCUGACAACAAGAAGAGCGUUGUGAAUUUAUCGCUUGGAGCCGCUUUCAGUCAACCGACAAAUGAUGCCAUACAGGAAGCUAUCAAGUCUGGAAUACAUUUUUCUAUUGCCGCUGGAAAUGAGGGCAAAGAUGCUUGUCAGUUCUCGCCUGCAUCUGUCAGGGGAGCGUUGGUGGUUGGCGCUACUAAUUCUGAUGACACUGUUGCGAAAUAUUCCAAUAUUGGAGAUU